AUGAAACUAAUUCUCCCGCUGCAUUUUCUCUUCGCGAUUUCCGCGAAUUGCGAGCGCCUCUGCAAGGGUUUGUCCUACCAAAACGCCGCGAUAUCGUGCCUGGAAAACAUCCUGGUGGACCACCUGGUGGUGCCCAUGGGGUUGGACGACACGAACCGCACCACGUUGGUGCCGGUUCUGACCAGCAACGUGGAGUCCUGCUUGGAAAACCGGCUGAUAGCGAGGAUAUCCGCGAGAUUGCCUUUCAUCACGUUCGCUAUGUUCAAUAUGGAGGAUGUCCGGUACUCGAAGACGCGCCAGACGCGGUACAACGCGAAGUUUUACAUCUUCUUUCUGGACGAUUAUCGGAAUUUCACCGAUGCUUUAGCUAUGGUGCGCAGAGCUGAUUCUUUCAACCCCACGGCGUUUUUCCUGGUGUACGUGGAGGGCAACUCCGGUGGAAAUGCGAUUACAGCUGGUGGUAUUUUGCGAGUAACGAAGAUUAAUUACCUUCCCUACGCUGCGGUGCUGGUAAAUUUGGACGAUGCGUUUGAAUUGUACCAAUUCGUUUACGAUUAUGGUAAGAAGAAGAAGAGGAAAAUAUGCGGCACUUAUCCUAAAGUUACCGUAGUGGAUACAUGCGUUAAUGGUACGAUGCUGAAACCAUCCAAGAACUACAACGAUGUCCGUGUGAGGGAAAACUGCAUAGUAAAAGUGGUAGCGAAAGAAUUCGUCCCGUUCGUCCUCUCGAAAACGGAGGGUUUCGAAAUCGAUGUACUCCAACUCAUCGGCUCCUACCUGAAAGUGACGUUCGACGUGGAGUUCUACCCCAAAAGCGCGCUUCCUAACUGGGGAGGCAAAAUAAACGGCACCUGGACGGGCCUCGUGAAGGACGUCGCCGAGAAAACGAGCGUAGGCGUGGGCCACAUCGUCGUGGGGUUGAUGGACUCCAAGGAAUUCUCCUACAGCCAGAGUUACCACUACGCCUCCCUCGUGUGGGUGAUACCCAAAGCUCUGGACAUCCCCAAAUGGAGGAUACUCUUCGCUUUGUUCUCCCCGCAGGUCUGGGCCCUUUGCUUGGGCAUGGUGCUCUUAUUCGCGUUCGUAUUUUACCUAGUCAUCAAACUACAAGGUGGAACACCUCGUAAUUCUUUACUAACAGCCACCCAAAUCUUAAUCUACCAACCCGUCUCGCAUCUACCUAGAAACGACCUUCACAACGUCUUCUUCCUGGGCCUGUGCGUGGCGAGCAUCAUCCUCAACUCGGUGUACACCAGCUCCUUGUUGUUCUACAUGAAGAACCCGAUGACCGAGCACCAGGCCAGCGGUCUACACGAGUUGAUAGACCCCUUCGGAAACCCCGUUUACGAGGUGGGCGGUUACAGCAAGUACAAGUCCUUUUACAACGACUCCGAAACGGAGACAUCGCGAUUCGUCUACGACCACUAUCAGGUUAGUUACGGGGAAAACGACACCUUGGAGUACUGGUUGAGGCGGGUCGCUCACACGAGGCGCUACUGGACCAUCUCCACUCUAUUAUACGCUAAAUAUGUGGAUGCUUUGGAUAACAUCACCAGAACCGAGGACGGUAAAUCGAUGAUAUUCGUGAAAAGUAAGAAACCCGUCAGCGUGAACGGAGUGGGGUUGAUCAUGAGGAGGUCCCACCCGUUGCUGGGGAAGAUCAACAAGAUCAUCCAACACAUGCUCUACGGCGGCAUCCAGUUGAAGAUCAGGAGCAAAUACUGGCGGGUGAUCGAGAAGAUGGAGAGCCUGGAUAACAGCAUCGACAUGGCCGACGAGCCGCUCACUUUCUACCAUUUAGAAGGGGCUUUCGCUUUCUUGAUCUUGGGAUAUGUUCUGGGUUUCCUGAUUUUGGCGAUGGAAAUUAUAAUAUAUCGUUGCAAGAAGCGCAAGAAUAGAAAGAUGAAAGAUAUUCGACACUUGAAGAGAAAAAAGAACAAUAAAGUGCAUGAAAUUCGUUAAUAAGCAUUCGCUUAAGUAGGCUUUGUUAGAAACUUGCGGUGUUGUCACAAUGUGCUUAUUUUCUAAGUUAUUGGCGAUUUUGGCAGAACUAACGAUGUGACCAUUAAGUUUUUUAAUUAAUUUCCGUUAUAAUCAAAUGUUAUAAAAGUUUUAUGACUUCUAAUCUAUUGGCAAGCAGCGCAAAUUCAAGCUUUAAUUAACGAAUCAAUAAUUCAAUUUCGGGUAUGUGGGUGGACGAGUGGUUUGUUAGCAUCUGUUUUCUGUUUAUUCUGAUGUAUCUAGUCGUUUAUUAUAAUCGAAACAAAUGUUCAUCUACAAAAUAAAAUGUAUCUGUUUGGAUUAAACGAGUUUACG
Messenger RNA from Phyllotreta striolata, 2316 nucleotides. Lineage: Eukaryota; Metazoa; Arthropoda; Insecta; Coleoptera; Chrysomelidae. The record is from the annotation of a GenBank genome assembly.